This is a messenger RNA of Cinara cedri, 2520 nucleotides long. Lineage: Eukaryota; Metazoa; Arthropoda; Insecta; Hemiptera; Aphididae. The record is from the annotation of a GenBank genome assembly.
CCAUUACAAGUCAGUUUGUGUCUUUCAAUCUUUGUGAUUUUUAAUCAAAACAUUCGAGGGGAAUAGGUUUUUUUUUCCGAUUAGUUUAAUUUUGAGCAUUCAUUAUAUUCACAAUAUUUUUAAAAUCUCAAUUUAAAUCAACACUCAAGUGUGUAACAAAUCUUCAAAAUGGUAAGUGAACGUCGUAUAUAUAUUUUGCUUUAACUUUUUAGUGUUAUGUUUUAGUUAUAUGCACAUUUUCAAUUUAAUUUACUUUAACAAAAUUAAGCAGUUUGUUUUAACUUUUGAUUAAGAUUUGCUAAUUUUAUUAUAAUGCAUAAAAACUACAAUUUUUAGGUUUUAGUUUUAUCUGUUUAGAUUUAAAAAAUAUUACUAAUUAGCCGAUCAAAUUUGAGUAAAUAAUGUACCUAAUUUAAGUAAAAUAUUUUGAUUUUUAAAUAAAUACGUAUUGAAUUGAUAUUGUGUAUUUAAUAUUAUAAAUAAUCUAUCUAGAGGUCCAUAGCUAUAAAAUUGUAAUAACUAAUUAAAUAUGUUUAAGAUAGGUUUAUAUAUUAUUAAACUUAUAUUUUUAGUUCAUGGAUGUGGAUCAAAAUAGUAGUUCAAGGGGAGAUGGUUUUAAAUCAUACUAUACAACCAAAAUAGAAGAGUUGUUAUUGGUUGUAGCAGAAAAAAGUAUGAAUCUCAGGCGUUUACAAGCUCAGAGAAAUGAGCUUAAUGCUAAAGGUAGACUUGUAUAAUUUUAUAAUUCAAUGUAAUCAUUGAUUUAACCAUUGAUCAGUUUGUAUGAAAAAUAUAUCUUUGCUUACAGUGAGAUUGUUACGAGAAGAAUUGCAAUUACUACAAGAGCAAGGUUCAUAUGUCGGUGAAGUAGUGAAGCCAAUGGAUAAAAAGAAGGUGCUUGUUAAAGUUCACCCAGAAGGAAAAUUUGUUGUAGAUAUAGAUAAGAACAUUGAUAUCAACGACGUGACACCAAAUUGUCGUGUAGCAUUGCGUAAUGAAAGUUAUACAUUACACAAAAUUUUGCCCAAUAAGGUCUGAUAAUAAAAACUUAAAUUUGGCUAUCCGUAUAUAUUAUUUAUUUUUUGUAUGUAAAUACAGGUGGAUCCUUUAGUUUCUCUUAUGAUGGUAGAAAAAGUUCCAGAUUCCACUUAUGAAAUGGUUGGUGGUUUAGAUACCCAAAUCAAAGAAAUUAAAGAGGUCAUUGAGUUGCCAGUAAAACAUCCCGAAUUGUUCGAUGCCCUUGGUAUUGCUCAACCGAAAGGUGUACUAUUGUAUGGACCACCUGGAACUGGUAAGUAUAAUCUAUUGUUUAAUUAAACUAUUGUUUAUUUGUUUUUCUCUUUAAAUAGGUAAAACUUUAUUGGCUAGAGCUGUGGCUCACCAUACAGAGUGCACAUUUAUUAGAGUUUCUGGUUCUGAACUUGUACAAAAGUUUAUUGGUGAGGGUUCGAGAAUGGUUAGAGAACUUUUCGUAAUGGCUAGGUAUAAUAUUCUUAUUUUUAUUUUGUAUUAUAUUAUUUACUAAAUAAAUUUAAUUGAUGUAUAACUAUAGAGAGCAUGCGCCAAGCAUCAUUUUCAUGGACGAAAUUGACUCUAUUGGAUCAUCACGUAUUGAAUCUGGUAGUGGUGGAGAUUCUGAAGUACAAAGAACUAUGUUGGAAUUGCUCAACCAGCUCGACGGUUUCGAAGCAACUAAGAACAUAAAGGUUCAAUUAAUUGCCAACGAACCUAAUCAUAUAUAAUUAAUAUUUUUUAUGCUUUAAUUUAGGUUAUUAUGGCAACUAAUCGUAUCGAUAUUUUGGAUACCGCAUUAUUACGACCUGGACGUAUUGAUCGUAAAAUUGAAUUCCCACCUCCAAAUGAAGAGGCUCGUUGGGAUAUUUUGCGUAUACAUUCAAGAAAAAUGAACCUUACUAGAGGUAUAAAUCUUAAAAAAAUCGCUGAACUUAUGCCAGGUGCUUCUGGAGCUGAAGUGAAGGUACACAAUUGCAUAACUGUAUAAAUAUUGUUUUAUGUUGACUGUUUUAAAAUAUUCAAUUUUUGUUAAAUCAUAGGGUGUAUGCACAGAAGCUGGAAUGUAUGCAUUGCGUGAAAGACGUGUGCACGUUACACAAGAUGAUUUUGAAAUGGCCGUUGCUAAAGUUAUGCAAAAAGACUCUGAAAAGAAUAUGUCCAUCAAAAAACUUUGGAAAUAAAUGUCAAACUAUAUUCCUUGCCGAUAUUUUGUUCUUCUUUUUAAAUUCAGUAAAAUUAGGUUUUCAUUUUUUUUUUUAAAUAAAUUAAACAUAGUUUAAAAAAUAAUAUCUGACUUUUUUCAGUAAUAAAUUAAAUAUGUUUUAAGACAUACCUUAUAAUCAUAUUAUAUAUAUAUAUUUGUUUUUUUUUAUAAGCUUAAUUUCUGAAUAAAACUUUGAAAAAUUAUAAAUCAUAAUUAUUUGACAAACUCUUAUUAAUUAAAAAAUAUAUAUUAAAAUCAAUUGUUUAUUAUAUUUGAUAUUGAAUUAUAGAUACUAUUUCUAG